This is a messenger RNA of Papaver somniferum (opium poppy), 773 nucleotides long. RefSeq names its product protein trichome birefringence-like 2. Gene Ontology annotation, molecular function: O-acetyltransferase activity. The transcript has 4 exons. Gene Ontology annotation, cellular component: Golgi apparatus. Bases 1 to 726 code for a protein of 241 amino acids. NCBI's taxonomy places the organism in Eukaryota, Viridiplantae, Streptophyta, Magnoliopsida, Ranunculales, Papaveraceae. The record is from RefSeq and is a predicted model, not a curated record.
AUGUCUCUGGACUAUAACUGUACCGUAGUAUUUGUGUGGACUGCAUUUUUGGUCGAGGAGACAAAUUCACCGGUUCGUAGAAGCCAAACCACAUCAAAACCAAAGCCAAAGACGCUAAGAUUGGAUGUCAUUGACGAGGUCGCAUCGUCAGUGUACCGGGAUGCUGAUAUUGUUGUUUUUGGUUCGUGGCAUUGGUGGGUUAAAGCGAAAACUAAUAAUGGAAUCAACUAUUUCCAAGAAGGCGAUUACUUACACCCAACAAUGGAGACUGAUAAAGCCUACAAGAACGCACUUAAUACUUGGAGAAAAUGGAUUGACAAGCACAUUGAUGCUAACAAAACUCAAGUGUUUUUCCGAGGACAUUCGCUUUCCCAUUACGUGGGAGGUAGAUGGAAUACGGGCGGACACUGCCACUUAGAAAGGGAGCCGAUCAUGAGUAACGAAACGUACGUGCAUCCAUCACCUUCACAGGCGAAAAUACUAGAAGACGUCCUAAGACGAACGAAGACUCCUGUUAUGUAUCUAAAUAUCAGCAAACUUACUUAUUACCGGUCAGACGGACACCCGUCUCUCUACGCGAAAAAUUACACCGCCAAAGAGAGAAUUUUAGUUCUUGAAAUUCAGGAUUGUAGUCAUUGGUGUUUACCUGGUGUGGCUGAUACAUGGAAUGAGUUAUUGUACGCUUCUCUGUUGAAAGCAGGUAAAGGGUCUUUUGGCCGCUUGUAAUAGGGAUCACCACCAUUUCAGCUCAUUCGUCAUAUAAUGGAAAAUUA